AAAUGAUCUGAUCAGAGUACUGCCGGUUGGUUUUCCUAUCCUAUUCUCAGAUGCCAGCUGCACUGCAACAAGUGAGCAAGAGCUUUCAGAACAGCAGCUCCAAAGUACUUCCACUCCAAGUGGCGAAUACAACAACACUUCAUCCAAUGUAGCUCCUAAGCCCAGAGUUUUCAAGGGCAAAGAUGACUGCCGCUUUACUACCUUUAUGAAUCAUCCUGAAAUCUCUGAAAUAAUCAAUGAGUAUUUUGAAAAAAUGAAUCUUGCCCAACAUGGAGACUAUCUAAGGAAUAGACAUGAGAUUCAUGAAGUUGUGGCAAUGUCGCUAUACCAUUAUUGCAUGCAUAUGAAAUGUGGACUUUUAAACGAAGAUGGUAGUCUCAAAGAGGAAGCAAUUCAAGAAACCGAGGAGUUCCUAUGGGAUUCUUACUUAUUGAAAUCAAAGCUUUAUCUAGCAGUAUCAGAGUUCGAAUUUGACCAUAUUCCGAUUAAGACAUUGAAGUUCCUCAUUGAUCAUUGUGGGGUUAAGGAA
Vittaforma corneae ATCC 50505 is the source of this 529-nucleotide messenger RNA. RefSeq lists its product as uncharacterized. The record is from RefSeq and is a predicted model, not a curated record. NCBI's taxonomy places the organism in Eukaryota, Fungi, Microsporidia, Nosematidae. The annotation marks the transcript as partial. The transcript has a single exon.